AUGUCCUCACCGCAAGCCGUGGCGACGACGCUCCAGACGGGCUUCACCGUCGCAAACCCGCGCCAGCCCGCCCUGCCGCUCGCACUGCCCGAUCGCAGCGUGACGGCCGACACCCUCGAGGACGCCUACGUGCGCUUCAUCUUCUACUGCAACCCUGCGCUGCCGCCGGACGCAGACACCAACAGCCUGCGCGAGGCCUUUGCGAACCCGCCCAGGAGCGGCGGCAAGAGCUUCAGCCCCUUUGUCAUCUUCGAGCUGGUGCGGCGCUUCUACCGCAAGGAGAUCAAGACAUGGACCGAGCUGACCACCACGCUGGGCGUUGAGCCGCCGGACCUGGCCAAGGACGAGAGCGUGCAGAAGAUUGCUCAGUACGGCGUCCGUCUCAAGAAAUGGAUGAACUCGAUGCAUGUCAAGGCCUUUUUCGAAUAUCUGAUGGACAUUGAAAAUGAUUACUGGACCAGCAUCCCAGACGACCCAGACCCUACCGGCCGGCCUGUGCGUGACGGCGUGGCCAUUGAAGACGACAUGGCCCUGAGGGCUCUUUUGCCUCACAUUCGCCCCAAACGCGGCCGCCGAAGGCCAGAACCCGAUGAUGUCGCCGGCUCUCCGGCUGCCCAGCGACCACGCCUAUCGCCCCCGUCGGCAAUUGAUGGCCAUCGGGGCUCGUGGUCCGCCCAUCCAGAUGCCCGAGGCCAGGUGCUGCCGAUGGACCCUUCCCGGCCGGGCGCCGUAGCUGCUUGGAGCUCCAACGACACCGUGCAGACUCCGCUGUCCCGAUAUCCCAACUCGGCCAUAACGCCGUCCACCCGGAGCUCGUUCUGGGACGACGCGCUGGAACCUCGCUCUGCCAUCACUCCGUCCAAGCCUAAGCUUUCUGCCCACCGACGGGGUCCCAAGAAUGUAUCGUCAGCUUGGAAGCCACAGGGAGCCGAUAGUAGCGUAAAGCUGCGAGGAAGGCCUCCGAUUCAUCGUACGCCCGUGGAGCCGCCUGCCAAUCCUCCCAAUCCUCCCAUCGCUUCCAACGCUCCGCAUCCUUCGAACCCUUCGCCCAUGACAUCGUGGGCUCCGACACCCGAUAGCAACCCAUCCGAUCCUCCUCCUGUUCAGAUGGCUCCCAAAGACCCCAUACCAAUGAUGCCCGACGCAGCUCAGAUGCACCCACAGAUUCGCAACCAAGUCUCCCCAUAUGCGCAAGUAGAUGCGCAAGUACGCAUUAUUCCGCCCUCUGCGCCUCCUGGCCUGCUGGUUCCCGGGAUGGGUGUCCAACCUCUCGACGCUGGCGCCAGACCUGCUCGGCCCAGCAUAUCUUUGCAAGUCCCCGAACGACAAGGAGGCACAGUUCGACUGGCAACACCACCGCUUCCGCCACCACUACCACCACCACCACCAAUCCCAAUGAUGCCAAUGAAUGGACAGCCAGCAAACGAUAUUCCGACGCUCCCAGGUGCUGGCCAAGGACUACCACCGCCGCCGCCGCCACCGCCGCAGCAGCCUCCUCCACCACUGUCGCAAAUGCCGCAGGCCAAUGGCUGGGACCCCUUCUCACAGCCGUCUACGGCGAGAGCAAAUGAACCGAAUAAUGUCCCAACAUCUGCCGGUUCUGCAAGCCAGGCUGGUCCAGAAAAGGAUGUGCCAAAAUAUUUCUUUGAAGAUCUGGACGACCGGACCAACCUUGACGGGCUAAUAUCCUACUUCACCCAUGUGCUGCACAAUUCCGACUGGGUGGACCCUCAGGGGAAUCAGCAGGAGAUAGCGGGGUUAGACGAGUGUACCGCCAUGGUCAAUGCGACAAUCGAGCACAUGUACAAGAAUGCCGAAUCCUCUCAAGCCUUUCUGAUUAACCUGGCGGCAUUGUGCGGCGCCAAGAUGCUCAUGUCGAAUCGUCCGAGAUGCUACCGAGUCGAGACCUCAGAGGGUGUUUACAGCUACUACUUUGAUUGGCAAUAUCGGUUUGGCCCUCUCAAGGGACAGUUUACCAUGACUCAUAGUGUGCCAGUGACGAUGUGGAAAAAGCCCGGAGCGGGAGAGCGUAACGAAGCGUCACAGGAAGAAGAAGGCCUGACAGCGCAGCAGUGGCAGGCCAAGUAUGGCGCUCUCAUGGAUGAGAUUGAGAAGCGAGACCGGGAGCUGUUUGAUAUGCAGAACAAGGUAAUAGGGGCGAUGAAGGGAGAUCCCAUUUGA
Messenger RNA from Trichoderma gamsii, 2181 nucleotides. RefSeq lists its product as hypothetical. NCBI's taxonomy places the organism in Eukaryota, Fungi, Ascomycota, Sordariomycetes, Hypocreales, Hypocreaceae. The coding region runs from base 1 to 2181 and encodes 726 amino acids. The record is from RefSeq and is a predicted model, not a curated record. The transcript is spliced from 2 exons. Gene Ontology annotation, molecular function: DNA replication origin binding.